Gymnogyps californianus (California condor) is the source of this 1878-nucleotide messenger RNA. Its product is annotated as brevican core protein-like. Lineage: Eukaryota; Metazoa; Chordata; Aves; Accipitriformes; Cathartidae. The record is from RefSeq and is a predicted model, not a curated record. The transcript has 7 exons. The coding region runs from base 1 to 1632 and encodes 543 amino acids.
AUGGGCAGGAUCUGCAGCGCUGGCGGGCGAUGCCGGCGUCCGCGGCCCCGCGGUCUGGCUGGCUCCCCGGCGCCGGUGUCUCACUGCCUUUCUGCCUUGCCCUUUGCAGAGGAGGAACAGGGAGCAGCGCCGGGCAGGGACCCUGGCAGCACAUCGGCAGAGAGCCCGGGCGCACGGCGAGACCCCAGCCAGCCCAUGGAGCCGGAUGGAGCCGCCGGCACGCAGACGCUCUCCGUGGCCCCGCAGGCGGGCGCAGAGGGACCCACCGGCACCCCGUCCCUGGUGGGGGCUGCGGCAGGUGACACGGAGCCUCCCGAGGGGUUUCCCCGGCCACCCAGCCCCGCCGCCCCCACGCGCCACCCCGAUCGCCCACGGGAUGCCAUGGGGCGGCCAGCCCACACUGCCAGCCCUGGGGCACCAGGGCACCGGGUGACAUCGCCGACCGGUGCCGCUUCUGCCGCCUCGACAGAUAGCCGAGAGCCUGGUGGGACCCCCCGACGCGGUCACGAGUCCGGCGGGGCGAGUAGCCCCGUCCCCGCCACCGAAGAUGCCGAGCUCUCGGGAGACGUGGUCGAAAGCCCUGGGGUGUCCCCGCUGCCCCCCGCACCCUCACAGCCGCAGGAGGAGGGAGAGGAGCAGUCGGGGGCCCUGUGGCUCCCCUCGCCCACGACCCUGGGGGACGGGAGCACCGUCCCCACGGCGGAGGCGACGGCGGUCACACCGUGGCACGCGGAGGUGCCCGGCAGCAGCAGCGCGCCAGCCACGGGAGGCGAGGAGGCUGUGCCGCCACCCCCGGGCACUGACCGCGGGAUGCCUGCCGCAUCUUUGGAAGAGGAGGAAGAGGAGGAGGAGGAAGAGGAGGAAGAGCAACCCGCUCCCUCCAUUGCAACCGUGGAGGGUUUCCUUGCAGCCGUUCCCGGAGAACCAGGUGGCUGCAUCCCCAACCCCUGCCUGAACGGAGGGACCUGCACGGAGGACGGCGCCCGCCUCGCCUGCCUGUGCCUGCCCGGCUACGGAGGCAGCAGCUGUGAAAGACCGCUGGAGAAGUGCAGCCCCGGCUGGGACAGCUUCCAGGGAGCCUGCUACAAGCAUUUCUCCACUCGGAGGAGCUGGGAGGACGCGGAGACCCAGUGCAGGCAUUACGGGGGACACCUGGCCACCAUCCUGACCCCCGAAGAGCAGGACUUCAUCAAUGACCAGUACAGGGAGUACCAGUGGAUCGGCCUGAAUGACCGGACCAUCGAGGGGGAUUUCCAGUGGUCCGACGGGAGCCCCUUGCUCUACGAGAACUGGCACCCCGGGCAGCCCGACAGCUACUUUCUCUCUGGGGAGAACUGCGUGGUCAUCGUGUGGCACGACGGGGGCCAGUGGAGCGACGUGCCCUGCAACUACCACCUCUCCUACACCUGCAAAAUGGGGCUGGUGCAGUGUGGGCCGCCCCCCGCCGUCAGCAACGCCCGCGCCUUCGGCAAACCAAAGCAGCGCUACGAGAUCGGCUCUAUUGCACGGUACCAGUGCCGCCACGGCUUCAUCCAGCGCCGCUCGCCCAUCAUUCGGUGCCGGGAGGAUGGGAUGUGGGAGCCACCCCAGCUGGUCUGCCGCCCCGGCCUUGCUCAGCCCCCCGAUGACUGAGCGAGUCCCCAGGGCAGAAGCCACCACCUCCCCGGACCCUGGAGCCGGCGCGGAUGGGGACGGCACCGGGACGCCAGCGCGGACCCCGGCGUGGCACGAAACCUCACUGUUGGGUGUCUGCCUCCUUGUUUGUUUUAUAUCUGUACAAAGAAAUCCUAAUAACUAAAGAUCCCCUCGAAAGGAACCGACAGCGACCCAAAACGUAGCACAAGGGGUGUUUUGUUCCUGGAGUCACAACAGAGUCGA